Messenger RNA from Caenorhabditis remanei, 993 nucleotides. RefSeq lists its product as uncharacterized. Gene Ontology annotation, biological process: peptidyl-serine phosphorylation; signal transduction. Gene Ontology annotation, cellular component: cytoplasm; nucleus. The transcript has 6 exons. Gene Ontology annotation, molecular function: ATP binding; protein serine/threonine kinase activity. NCBI's taxonomy places the organism in Eukaryota, Metazoa, Nematoda, Chromadorea, Rhabditida, Rhabditidae. The record is from RefSeq and is a predicted model, not a curated record. The coding region runs from base 1 to 993 and encodes 330 amino acids.
AUGUCAUUUGAUCUAGAAAGUUGUGAAAACUCUGAAUCCUCUGGAUGCUCCAUUGAGGACAAACUUCCCACCAAAAACUGUUUGAUUCGUGGAAAAGAUGGUGUCUACGCCGUCGGUAAAAAGGUUGCUCAAGGCAGAUAUGGAGCAGUUUAUGAAGUUUUAAGACGAGCAGACGGAAAACCAUUUGCAUGCAAAUUGGAGAUCUGCGAAGCUCAUUCACAUGGAUUGGAUCAAGACUACAGUGUCAUGACUAAAGCGGCAAAAAGAGGAGCGGAGAAUCUGGUGAGAAUGAUAGAUCGUGGAAAAAUAGAGGAACAUUUUAAAUUUAUAAUCAUGCCAUUGCUCGGUGAAAAUCUGAUGAACCUCCGGUUCCUCUUCGAAGACGGUCGUUUCUCCCUUUCCACUGGUCUCCGUUUGGCACUCAUAGCAAUUCAACCUAUUCAAGCCCUUCAUCAGAUUGGAUAUGUUCAUAGAGAUAUCAAGGCGUCAAAUUUCUGUAUUUCGGAUCCGCACAUGCUCCAACAGAACCCAGAAUCAUUGAAAUUGUGCCUGAUUGACUACGGAAUAUGCAGAUCAUUCAAAGACAAAAGUGGAGAAUUGAAGACUCCAAGAACUGAUAUAAAAUUCCGAGGAACCAACAGAUAUGCCUCACUGGCUGCUCACUACGGAGAGGAACAAUCAGCGAAAGAUGACAUGGAAUCAUGGUUUUAUAUGAUGAUCGAAUUGAUUUCUGGAAACCUUCCCUGGUCAUUCAUGCAUCGUGAUCAGAACAAAGAAGUCGCCGCGAUGAAAGAAGCAUGCAGAACUACGGACGGUUCAUUGAUAAUGAUGAAAUUUUGUCCGAGAAUUGAAUUUCACCGUAUCCAGGCGUACCUCAUGGGUCUGAAAUAUCAGAACACAGUGGACUAUACAUUCAUCUCUGAAAUGGUCCAUUUGGCAAUGAGAAACAAUGGAGUGAGGAUGAGUGAGAAGUUCGAUUGGCAAGAAGACUAA